AUGGAGACUAGUGGGAAAUGUCGAGUGAGCGCGACAGAUGGAAUGAGUUUGUCCCGGGUUGCGCCUCCGAAAAGGCAUGGCAGUGGUCUCCCCAUUGCACGGAAGUCGCGGCAUCGCAUUUCCCUCGUCCUACUUGGCGGUUGUGUCUGGUUGGUCGCCGCACUCCUUCAGCUGACGAGAAACAAUGGCGCUCUGCCAGGUGUACCCGUGGCCUGGGCAGCGCCGGACGACGGAUCAGACAACUCGGACUGUGUAGACGUGCCUGCGUUUUCAUUUGAGGACUUCAACGAGCAGCCCGAUGUUUCUCUGGUUUACACGAACGCGGCAGUAUUCCGGCCGACAAGCAUGUUUCGAACCGUCGGUCUCGUUAGGUUUGUUCGAGUCUUUGGUGUUCCGAUCGUGGCCUCGAGUUCCGUAGGAGAUGCGGCUUUGUCCCAUGCCGCCAGCAUCUUUGCCGAUUUUCUCGACAACGACAGAGACGGCAAACCGGACAACGAAGACGCAGUGAACGCCAUGAGAUCGUACAGUGUCGUUCUUGGGUUCACUAAGGACGCCGAGGAGUCUACCGAGAUGUGGACGAAGAGACUCGAACAGCCGCAAGCGAAACAGUUCCGCGACCAGUACAACUGCAAUCUUCGAUUUUUUGAGCUGUGGCGCUCAGACAUCAAUCCCGUGUGGCACGUGAAGCGAAGAGAGUAUUUCAAAAGCCUAAAAGACCAAGACUUCGUCCCUUCAUCUGACUCCACACAACGACGGAAGCAGUGCGCCGACUUCCGUUCAGAAUCGUUCGACUGGCCCAUCUGGUACUUCCCUUUCACAAUAUCCUACUACGGUCUUCUGGAUUUCUUGACCGACGACCAAGUUAAAGUGCUGGAAGGUGCCAUGCAGAAAGCGAAGCGUCUGCGGAAGUUUGACAGCCACUACGAUGACGAUGCUGAAAUGGAAAAAGGUGACUUUUUUGCCUGGUCCCUCAUCACCAGGAUUGGUGGCACUCAGUGUCACUGCGAUGCCAGCGACGUCGGAGCUACAUGGAAAGUUUGCACCCCCGACGAAUUUGCGUCUCUUUUCGAAGUGUGGGCAUCCGUUCUCGACACCCUCAAAGGACUCCCAAAGCAGAUCUACGAAGCAAUGUAUGCCAGUCCUGCGCUCGCAGGUGCUUCUGAUUCAUGA
Neospora caninum is the source of this 1170-nucleotide messenger RNA. RefSeq lists its product as hypothetical. The record is from RefSeq and is a predicted model, not a curated record. The coding region runs from base 1 to 1170 and encodes 389 amino acids. Lineage: Eukaryota; Apicomplexa; Conoidasida; Eucoccidiorida; Sarcocystidae. The transcript has a single exon.